UUUUAAAAUCUGUUUAGGACAUUUUAGUUAUUUUUCAGCUACAUCCUAGCUGUUUAGACCACCAGAAUGGCUCACUGGCUCAGUGCUGGGAUGAUGGCGGUCUGCUGCUCUAUCCACAAACGCAGUGGCGAGCUCUCCCCAGCAGGCCCCAUAGGUGGAUAAUCAGGGCAUUAGUGAGCACCUUCUGUGCUCUGCAGAGUCUUCAGCUGACGCCACGAAUGCAGACUCCUCCCCCAUCGGGAGAAAUGAGCUGAGGAGCUCCCAGAAGAAAGUCUGAACUUCUUUUGUGUCUUUCCUCCAUAGCAACCACGUCCACCGCAGCCCGUCCGCAUCGUCCCCUCCCAGUCAGUGCAGCCGACCUCGCUGCCCAAGCCCGUGCCUUCUGUGCAGCAUGCGCCCACCCGUCCACCGCACACCCCCCACGCCGCCAGCCUCCCCAGCUGUCCGGGACGAGGCAAAAUGGCCAAGUUUCUCACCCCAGAGGAGAUGACUUCACAGGAUUACUACUUUGACUCUUACGCCCACUUUGGGAUCCACGAGGAGAUGCUGAAGGAUGAGGUGAGGACGCUGACCUACAGGAACUCCAUGUACCACAACAAGCACGUCUUCAAGGACAAAAUCGUGCUGGAUGUGGGAAGCGGGACGGGGAUCCUGUCCAUGUUUGCAGCCAAAGCCGGGGCCAAGCACGUCUACGGGAUCGAAUGCUCCAGCAUCUCAGAAUACUCGGAGAAGAUCAUCAAGUCCAACCAUCUCGACAGCGUCAUCACCAUUUUCAAAGGGAAGGUGGAGGAGGUGGAGCUUCCGGUGGAAAAAGUGGACAUCAUCAUCUCUGAGUGGAUGGGCUACUGUCUCUUCUACGAGUCCAUGCUCAACACCGUCAUCUUUGCCAGAGACAAGUGGCUGCAGAAGCCGGGAGGAUUGAUGUUUCCUGACCGGGCCUCGCUGUACGUGUUAGCCAUCGAGGACCGGCAGUACAAGGACUUCAAAAUACACUGGUGGGAGAACGUCUACGGCUUUGACAUGACCUGCAUCCGUAACGUGGCCAUGAAGGAGCCUCUGGUGGACGUGGUGGACCCCAAGCAGGUUGUGACCAACUCCUGCCUGGUUAAGGAGGUGGACAUCUACACCGUGAAGCCCGAGGACCUCAGCUUCACCUCCACGUUCUGCCUGCAGAUCCAGAGGAACGACUACGUCCACGCUCUGGUCACCUACUUCAACGUGGAGUUCACCAAGUGUCACAAGAAGACGGGCUUCUCCACAGCUCCGGACGCCGCGUACACCCACUGGAAGCAGACGGUUUUUUACCUGGAGGACUACUUAACAGUGCGGAGAGGAGAAGAGAUCAGUGGCAGCAUCUCUAUGAAGCCCAAUGAGAAGAACAUUCGUGACCUGGACUUCACUUUCGAGCUGGAUUUCAAAGGGCAGCUCUGCGAAGCAGCCAUAGCCCACGACUACAAGAUGCGUUAGGUUUGAGCGGGGGGCCCAGCUGGGGGGGCGGACACUGAUCACUGACGUGCAGAGUGACGAAUCGGAUGAAGGCGGGCCCAUCAGCGCUGACCCUCAGAGGUCGCCGUCGUGUUGACUGUUCCACAGCUCUGAAUGUAACUGACAGCUCCCGUCAGGAAUGUGGAUGAUCGUCCUGUUCAUGUGAGGUGACGUUCCCGGGCUUUCCUCUUUAGCAGAAUCACUCGGACUUUUGGGAAUGACUGACGGAGCUCAUCUUUCUCCAUGAAGACCAGAAAAUCUAAAAUGUUUUGUGGUGAUUAAAGAAUUGAUUGUUGUAGAACUCUCAAAAUGGUGGAACAGUUUAACUGAAACCACAGCCAAGGAUCAUGUUCAUGGUUUUGUCAGCGUUUUAUUUUAGGUCGUAGCAUCGACUGUAUGUGAGAACUGGAGCGAGUGAGUGUGAUGGCGUCCAUAGAUCCAUAUAGGUAAAAAUGGCUUUUUUUCCAAAAGAAUCCGGCUACAGAGAAAAAACAUGGCGCCCAAAAAUCAAUAGCCGGAAGUCCCUCCCCCUGCUGGAGCCGGCCGCAUCAAAAAUAUUGUUUUAAUCUUUCGACCUUUUUUUCUCUCUUUCCUUUUUGCGGCAUUUCGCGGCUCCGAUCAGCUGAUUUACGGAGAAAAAAAACUGUUGCAGUUUAUUCACAUUUAAAGGCGUAAAAGCUGAGAGUUCUGAAAAGGUUUUAAAAUAUCAUUCUGAAAGUGUUUUCUAAAGUUUCGGGAAUUUCCGCUUACGCAUCCGGAGAAAGUUACGAUUUCCUCUUACGGGUACAGAUUAAUUCUGACGCCGUCUUGCGUGCGACCGGAGGCCCCUCCUUUUUACCAGUCAAGGUUUUCUCCGUGGAAGUAUCUUUUUUGGGGCAGACUUUUGUAAAUAAUCUUCUGGGCCACCUUGAUUUUUGCUUAAAAUCCAAUAUGGCUGCCUUCAACAUUUCAAUGUACAGCAAACUUCUUUCUGGUUCACUUUACACCCAUAAAUGUAUUACAAACAGAUACAAAUAUGAUAUUAAUCUGUCAAAUAAACCCAUCAAAAGGAAUCUGGGACAUAGUUUCAAUGUCGAAACGACAUAUCAGCGCGAUGACCCCCUGAAAUAAAUGAACUGCCGCCAUGUUGGAGCCAGACGUCAUCAGUAAGCAGUGAUUGGUUUCUAUAGUAACCACUCUGGCCAAUCAGGAGUCAGCUUGUCAGAAGGCCUCGCCCCUAAACACUUGAAAACAGGCGACACAAGAUCUGUCAAACGUUUUGAAUGUAGGGCCAUUAGGCUCCACCUACUUUUAUUGAGACAUCUGAUUGGUCAGUUUAUAACUUGAACUACAGAAAAAAUAUGAAAAAAAUUGGAUUAUCAAGAAGUUGUUCUGACCAAUAGAAUGACUAACAGCUGUUUAGUUCUAUAUAGAAAACUAUGGGAUUUUGGCUUCUUGGAGCCACUUCCUGUUUGGAACACCAGGGGGAGGAGUCACUCAGUCCAGUUCUCAUGUACAGUCAAUGGGUAGAAGGUGUUGCUGUGUGCUCAGUUUGAGCAGUGAUGUCGUUUGCAUCCUAAAUGCCUUGAACGAGUUCCUAAGUGUUCCUCACUCUUUAUUUAUUAGAAAAUCAUUUCUAAAACUGCAAAAACUGAAUCUUUGGAGAGUAAAAAGACUUUUGUUUUAAAUAUUUUCUGAAAUUUGAUCUGAUUAAGAAAGUUUUUCAAAAGCAAAAUCAUAAAAAACAUCUUAGGGACUAGAAUCUUGUUUUUCUCAGAAUAAAAAUCUUGAUAAAUUCUUUUUCCUUAAAGAAACUUUCUUUUUUUUUAAAUGUGGGGUCUUUUUUAAGAGUUCAUUAUUUAAUAGGAUUCUUAAAGUUAUUUAGUCUGCUUUUGUUGAAAUCUACAUAAAGCAGAACUUCUAACGUAAUCUCCCAAACAGGAGUUUUCUUGCUGUUGAUGUUCUGCAGACUGGAUCCCUAAAUUCUACUAAUUAUAAGAAAAGAGUUCCCUCCAUGUCACCUGUGGUCUUAACAUCAAUGCCAAGGAACCACCUGCACAAUUUGUCAAAUACAAGAACAGAAGAUUUCCUGUAGAAGUUUAUCAGAGCAAUAUAAAUAUUUAUUCAUGAGCCACACCAACCAACAUAUUUAAGUAAUAAAAGUACAAAAUAAAAUCCAUUAAGAAUUGAGGUAAUUAAAAGAUAAGUUUAAAUAUUCUGCUUAAAUCUAAAAUAACGUUUAGGAAAAAAAA
Molecule: messenger RNA, 3716 nt
Organism: Oryzias melastigma (Indian medaka)
Lineage: Eukaryota; Metazoa; Chordata; Actinopteri; Beloniformes; Adrianichthyidae
Gene: prmt8a
Product: protein arginine N-methyltransferase 8-B
Exons: 9
Coding region: 460-1467 (335 amino acids)
Biological process (GO): peptidyl-arginine methylation
Cellular component (GO): plasma membrane
Molecular function (GO): protein-arginine N-methyltransferase activity
Source: RefSeq, a predicted model, not a curated record